Lingula anatina is the source of this 1097-nucleotide messenger RNA. RefSeq names its product LYR motif-containing protein 2. NCBI's taxonomy places the organism in Eukaryota, Metazoa, Brachiopoda, Lingulata, Lingulida, Lingulidae. Gene Ontology annotation, cellular component: mitochondrion. The record is from RefSeq and is a predicted model, not a curated record.
GAGUUGCAAAGCAUGUUAGCUGGAGAAUGGUAGCUUCAAAGCUGCCGGAGAAAACCCUUUCGUUUUCCCGGUUCUUGCUGCGUGCCGAGGUGUUGAAGCUGUACAGGCAGUUUGGCCGCACUCUGCAGUGUGUGCCUGAUAAGAGUCACAGAGCAGAGCUGCAGACCUGGGUGCGGACUGGGUUCAAACAGAAUAUCGGACUGGAAGAUGAACUAGCCAUCAAGAUGUGUAUCAGCCAAGCUCAGAAGCAGCUGAAGGAACUUGAGAGGAUGUUGAAAUUGUCUCAGGUAUCAAAGUGAACUUCAUGUCACGGCAUUUGCCAGAAAAAGUUCAGUCAAGAAGUAACAUAUGGUAAAAAGUGGAGCCAGUGAAGACUUCUGUUACUUUAUUUCCAACAACUGCACAAGUGUGCAGUGAACCUCAGAUAAGCUAAUCUAUACAUACAGCACAAAUGUCAUGUGAUGACUCUACCUCACUCAGUUGUCACUUUACACGUGUCACUCCACAUGACACAUGGUGCCAUGCUCUGGCUGCAGUGUACCCUGGUGAUAUUGGUGACAGAUAUCAAAACAUUACUGGCUGAGAAGUGACGUGACAGCUCUGCACACAAUUCCAAAGUAUGGACCUCCAGGAGGCACAGUGGCCCCUACAGAGUGUGGAAGGAACAUAACAGUACCUUGCAACAUGUUGAACUUUCUGUGUAAACUGACAUCUGGCUUGUCUGCAUCUGACAAAUUUCCGUGUUGAGAAAGAGAUUGUGAAACCCUUUUAAAAGCCUUAAUUUUUUCACCUAAUAGCGAGACAGAGAAGGUUUGCAGCGAUUAGUCAAACUCCCUUCAGUUGAGUGGCUACUAUGAAAUACUCUGAAUACAGAGAAGGUUACUCAGUGGUUGAUGUGAGGUAAUCACCCUCUCCACCACACCUGCACUGAAAUCCUGGUUUUCCUUAACCACAAUGUUGAUAACACAUUUUUCCGUUAAGUAAAAAUUCUGAAUUUCAUAUAACUUAUUUAUAAAUCAUACUAGUAUAAUAUUUAUGUCAUCAGUUAAAAAGGAAAUAAAAUGGAAUUAUAAUUCAGGAUAUUUGCCCUUGUUUUG